AUGGACCUCAGUAAAGGAACACGAGACAGGAGCAAAAGACACCCAGACAAUGCUGUGAAAAGUGAACAAGUCAAGAACAACACUGAUGACUUACUGAUGUGCUACGACCCCCGUACCCAUAUGCCUUCUUUCAGCUUCUUGGAUAGCUUGGAGCUUUUUAUCCAGACGGGAAAGUUUCCUGUAAAUGCAUCAAAGAGCUCAAAGAAAGCGACCAAAGCUGCCAGCAAACGCUUCAUCUACAAAGAUGGCUCUCUGUGGCGAGCUUAUCGAGGCCGCCUUCUCCGCGUUGUCAGGAGCGACGAGGAGGUUCGGGACAUCCUGCUGCGUUACCAUGACAACAAUAACCACGCCGGUCGAGUCCGGAUGGUGAAGGAGAUAAUGCUCAUGUACUACUGGGUGGGAGUGACGGCAGCCGUGAAGAAAUGGAUCAAAGCCUGCGUCGUCUGUCGCAGCCGAGCUCGGCCCAGACCUCUCAACCCGCCCGUCCACUUGUGCCUGGUUUACAGCUGCGAUGCCUCCAGCUACGUUCACCCCGAGCUCAGCUUCCACAGGUUUCCAGAGGAGGCAGAGCGGCGGCAGGUGUGGCUGGCGGCAGCUCAGAGGGACGAAGGUUCGCUGCGCUCAAAUUCCUACAUCUGCUCGCGACAUUUUGAUUCGUCCUGCUUCACGCUGAGCAAGGAAGGUCAGCUGACGCUGUCACCGGACGCUGUACCGACCAUCGUACCUGAAACUGUGCAGGAGGACGAGGGGGCCGUCCCUUCAGAUGAUGAAUUUCUUCACUCCAACAUCCUGGAAGACCUUCUGUCCACAGCUGCUGCUGCUACAGAAACCACAGAAUCCUCUGAUCCGGCUUUGGAAACCCCAGUGGAGCUGCAGGAACACCAGUACUGCCUCCCAACCCCUGAUCUGGACUCCAUGGAGGGUCAAACAGGGAAGGAGUUCAAGAGAAGGAAGACCACCGUCGAGCCAAGCUUCUCGACUUACAACCACAUCGCCAGGUAUCUGAGCCACAGGGUCUUGCCUUUGCAAAGCAAGAAAAGCAGAGGUGCUUUGAAACGGAUGUCCAAGCGCUUUGGCCUGAUAGAUGGAGUUCUGAUGUACACCAGAGUCUCUCCGCCUGUCAGAGUGCCGCGCAGCAGAGAGGAGAUAAACUCCAUCCUGCAACGGUUCCACGACAACCAAGGUCACUAUGGUCAAGGAGUCUGCCAGCGAGAGAUCUCCAAACAUUUCUACUGGGCCAGUAUGAGCCGCGACCUGUCCGCCUGGAUCUCCAACUGCAACACCUGCCUCACCAGGUGCAGGAGGAAAUGCCUGCGCUGCAGCGUCUACAGCUGCAGCAACUGCUGCGGGCCAGUGGAGCGAGGCCUCGGACUCACCUUCCACAGGUUUCCUCUACACGAUGCAGCCCUGCUGGCUCGCUGGCUGAAGGCCACCGGACGUUUGAACUGGCUUCCUCGGCUGCGGUCGUCCGUCUGUUCGACCCAUUUCACCGAUGACUGCUUUGACCGCCGCGGGGAGAAGGUGGUCCUCUAUCCAGACGCCGUUCCCACGCUCAUGGUCCACGGUGACUCGACGGCGUCCAGAGGUCCGAAUCAGCCUGCAGGACAGGAGGAGGCCUUCUUUUCCAAGUACGACGCCGUGGAGCUUUAUCUGAGCAAGUGCACCUAUCCGCCUGGACUGAACUACGUGGAGAAGAACACCUUCAGAAGGUUCUGCAAGAAAUUCACCAUUAAAGACGGCGAGCUUCACUGGGUGAGAGGAGAUCGGCUGCGUUUGGUUCUGAGGAGUCGGCAGCAGGUUGAAGCCGCUCUGACCGAUUACCACGACGAGCUGAACCAUCUGGACGCCAACAAGUGUCUGCGGCUGCUCAACGAGAGGUAUUUCUGGAAGACCAUGAAGUCCGACGUGGUUCAGUGGAUCUCCGACUGCUUGCAGUGCAGCAGGAAGAAGAAACCAGAGAUGCUGCUGCACGCGCUCAGAUCUCCACCAAUCAGCGACAAAGACGACGAGACCGAUGACGCUGAUGAAGGUGACAACAGCGACGGCGAUGCCGGCGGGAGGCCGACGGUGAAUUCAGACACAGCGGACGGACCUCUGCCCCCCCACGCUGUAACUCCCAUCAGCCCUCAGCCCAGAAUUCCCAUCCUCAUACACCUGAGAACUCCCAUCAGCCUCCAGUCCAGGACUCCCAGCUCCUCCUUUGUUGCCAGACUGUUGUCUAGCCAGAGAGCGACCCGGUCUGAAACCCAGAGCAGCUCUGAGAGCCACGUUCAGGUCAGACCUCGUUCAAAGGAGCCACCUGAAGACAAGAGAGAAUCCAGCAGCUCCCAGUGUGUCCCACCUGCUGUCGGUUCUCCACCAGAGAAAACCCACCGUCCAAGUGGACCACAGACACAGAUACCAGCACAGAACUGGCCUGGCGCCCAGCACCCAGCGAUGACGCAGUCAGCGAUGACCCAGUCAGAGACUGACUCUUCGGCGAAGAAGACUGAUGGUCUUGAGCCCGUGGUCGUCCCAAGCACCAAACCCUGGCCGGUCUUCACCGUCACCGGUAACAGCCCGGCACCACCAGCCAAGCCGCCUGCUGAGGUGGACAGGUACGGACUCCCAGGAGCCAACAGUCUCAUGAGCACCAAGUUUUUCCGGAAGGACCGCGGUCACUUGGUGUCGCUGCUCGACCUCCCCGGCAGCGCUCUGUUCGUCCCCCAGGACUCACUGCUGGCCGAGCCACCGGUCCGAAGGAAGAUGCGGUUCAGGAGCGGCUGUGAGUUUUGGCGAGGCGCUCAGCUGCUGUCCAGCCUGGUGUCGGCCUGCAGGGAGCUGAUGGCGGCCUCCAGCAAGUGCACGAAGGCAGGAACGAAGAUAGAACAAGGCAUCUACGGACAGAAACAGGAGAUCGUCUUGAAGGCUGUGGAGCCGCUGACGCUGCUGCUGGAGUUCUAA
Stegastes partitus (bicolor damselfish) is the source of this 2943-nucleotide messenger RNA. RefSeq lists its product as uncharacterized. Lineage: Eukaryota; Metazoa; Chordata; Actinopteri; Pomacentridae. The transcript is spliced from 17 exons. Gene Ontology annotation, molecular function: sequence-specific DNA binding; D-aminoacyl-tRNA deacylase activity. The record is from RefSeq and is a predicted model, not a curated record. Bases 1 to 2943 code for a protein of 980 amino acids. Gene Ontology annotation, cellular component: cytoplasm.